This is a messenger RNA of Momordica charantia (bitter melon), 729 nucleotides long. RefSeq names its product Plant invertase/pectin methylesterase inhibitor superfamily protein. Gene Ontology annotation, biological process: negative regulation of catalytic activity. Lineage: Eukaryota; Viridiplantae; Streptophyta; Magnoliopsida; Cucurbitales; Cucurbitaceae. The record is from RefSeq and is a predicted model, not a curated record. Gene Ontology annotation, molecular function: enzyme inhibitor activity.
AUGGAUCAAAUCAACGCCCUCAAAGGCUAUGGCAAAGUGACUCACCUCGAACUCGGAGAUCAAAUCCCGCCGCCCUCCAAACCCAACUUCCGAAGCCGCAAGCAGAAGUCUCUCCUGAUCAUCACCGCCGUCGUCCUCUCCACGCUCGUCGUCGGAGCCUACAUCCACAACUCCACCGGUGAUAAAUCAUCCAAAUCGCCCUCCCUCAACUCCAAUUCGGCGGACUCAAUUGUCAAGAUCGUCUGCAACGUGACUCGUUACCCUGACUCGUGCUUCACCUCCAUAAUCUCCCUCAACGGCUCUCCCGAGCCCGAUCCAGAAGUAAUUUUGAAGCUGUCCCUCCAAGUUUCCCUCGACGAACUCUCGAAUCUGUCCGGAUCGCUGAAAAACCUAAGUGCGAACGGAGACGGCGGAGGCGCCUUGAAGGACUGCGAGAGCCAAAUAGAAGACGCAAUUGAGCGAGUGAAUGAGUCGAAGGCGGAAAUGGAAGCGGAUGCCGCCGGAGAGAAGACCCUGACGGAGAGUAAGAUCGGCGAUAUCCAGACGUGGAUGAGUAGCGCGAUGACGGACCAGGAGAGUUGCUUGGACGGGCUGGAGGAGAUGGAUUCGACGUCGUUUCUAGAGGUUAAGACCAGGAUGCGAAAAUCCGUACAAUACGUCAGCAACAGCCUGGCUAUUGUAGCCAAUAUCCACGUCAUUCUUGCCAAAUUGAAUAUGCCACUCCACUAA